UCACCUGCACCAAGCCUGUCAGCAGGUUGAGUGGCAUCUUUCAUCGACUUCACCUGUUUCAUUCCUGCUGGAUCUGCACCUUGUUCUGUUUCACAGCGUUGAAGCCUCUUCCUUUAUCGCGAGCAGCCUGCAGCCUACGUCACGUGUCCCUCUAGCCACCUGCGCACCUGGGCAGCUGCAUCUGGAAUCGGAGGUCAAAGUGCUGGCAUCAUGAGACGAAUCUCGCUUGUGUCUUUCCUCCUUAUCUACGGCAGUUUUGCAGCUCAGCCAUUAGCGCCUGCGCCAAAAGCCGCACCGUUGCGCGAGCUACCAUGGGCUCAACUGAACUUCUUGCAUACCACCGAUAUACACGGAUGGUGGGGUGGGCAUGUCCAAGAAGCGUCUUUCUCCGCUGAUUGGGGUGAUUAUAUCUCGUUUGCCAAACACUUGCGCGAUCGCGCCGACGCCGACGGCUCCGAUUUGCUGCUAAUCGAUACUGGUGAUCGGAUAGAAGGAAAUGCCAUCUAUGAUUCUUCAAAGCCCCGCGGUAAAUUUACAUAUGAGAUCGCGAAGAAGCAAAACAUAGACCUGAUCUGCUCCGGCAACCAUGAGCUUUACAAGGCAGAGUCUGCGGACGGCGAGUUCUUCCAUACAGUCCCGGACUUCAAAGGCAACUACCUGGCCUCCAAUCUGGACAUCAUUAAUCCAAACAAUGGGCGACGUCAGCCGCUUGCACCACGGUAUAAAAAGUUCAAAACGAAGAACCAGGGCAUUAGGAUCCUCGCAUUUGGUUUCAUCUUUGAUUUCACGGGGAACGACAAUAACACCUUUGUGAUCCCCGUCGAACAGACUGUGAAGGAAUCGUGGUUCAAGGACGCGCUGAGAGACAAAGAUAUCGAUCUCAUCCUCGUGUAUGGCCAUGUAGACGUCCGCUCCGCAGAGUAUGCUCUCCUAUACAAAACAAUUCGUUCCGCGCAAUGGGAUACUCCGAUUCAAUUCUUCGGCGGUCACUCACAUAUUCGAGACUACAAGAUCUUCGAUUCAACUUCGGUUGCCUUGGAGAGUGGCCGAUACAUGGAGACCAUAGGUUUCAUGUCCAUCGACGGGCUUCGUACUGCGGAUUCCGAUAAACGUCCGGCGCAGCAGCAGAAAUCAAAGGUGACAUUCUCACGGAGAUACAUUGACAACAAUUUGUUCUCUAUGCAUCAUCACACCAAGAAGAAUGAGACCACAUUUCCAACUGAACAUGGACUAAAUGUCACAUUUGCUAUCGGAGAGGCGAGAGAUUCACUUGGCUUGGGCGAACGGUAUGGCUGUGCACCUCACGACUUGUGGGUUUCGCGCCGCCCGUAUCCUCAUGAUGAGAGCAUCUUCACAUGGCUAGACACCCAAGUCCUUCCGCAGUCUAUUAAGCCGUCCGAAAGGAAUAAGAAAGCUAUCAUCAUUACCAACACUGGCGGUAUUCGUUUCGAUGUCUUCAAGGGGCCGUUUACAAAGGACACAAAAUUCCUAGUUUCUCCCUUUACGAGCGGACUACGGUACAUCAAAGACGUGCCUUACAAAUCCGCAAGCCGGUUGAUCAAGCUCUUAAACAAUGAAGGCCCGAUCCUAGACAUGAUGAAAGAUGGCAAUACGUAUCUGCAACCGCCGGAGCAUGUUGCUGCUCAGUAUAGACCGGAUAUGUAUAUUGCGAGCCAGUCACAAGAACUGCAUAGCUACACUGCUCAAGACCAAACCCCGCUACUGGGAGGCUCCGAAGACGAGCUGUUUCCGGGAUACACUACGCAUGAUGAUGCUGGUAAGGAUGGGGACGACACAAUUCAUCAAGUCAUCCCGUUUUACCAGGUGCCGAACUGCGUCCAAGCGAAUAUCGGAUUUAAUACCGGUGAUGAGGACAAGCCCGAGGUUGUGGACGUUAUGUACAACGAGUUCAUCCAGAAGUGGAUUUUGCUCGGGUUGGGGUACCUUGGAGAGAGUUAUACGUCGGAAGACACGCAUUCAUAUGCUGAUGGUAAGAGCUUUACAAAUAUCAUGACGGAAUGGGUGAAGGAACACUGGGACGUGGCUAGUGAGGAAUGCACUUGAUUGUUAAGAGUAAGCAUCAAAGUGGAUCUAUUCGGACCUAGCGGUUAGAGAUGCAGUCUUAAUUCAUCGUACAUAGUCGCACAAGGGAACGUGGAGAGUGUAUUAUAUGCUUGGAAGCGAAUUAACUCUGGCUAGACUCUCGAAACAGUUGUGGAGGUACCCAAAGUCAGUCAAGCUAUUAUAUAUGCCAAUAUUUACACCUGCUA
Messenger RNA from Paraphaeosphaeria sporulosa, 2270 nucleotides. RefSeq lists its product as uncharacterized. The record is from RefSeq and is a predicted model, not a curated record. Gene Ontology annotation, molecular function: hydrolase activity. The transcript has a single exon. Bases 211 to 2064 code for a protein of 617 amino acids. Gene Ontology annotation, cellular component: cytosol. Gene Ontology annotation, biological process: nucleotide catabolic process. NCBI's taxonomy places the organism in Eukaryota, Fungi, Ascomycota, Dothideomycetes, Pleosporales, Didymosphaeriaceae.